AAUUUUUUUAGUAAAAUGGGGCAACAACAGCUUAAAGACGAGAUGCUAUUUCAAAGAGUGAAUCACAACGAUGUCGAAAGUAUCAAAUCCCUUUGCCAUGAAGGGGCAGGACUCGAGUGGGCUGAUAAAGAAGGAAGAACGCCAUUAAUCUUAGCUUGUGCAGAAGCAAAGCUAUAUGAUGUAGCAGAAACUCUUAAGGUUGCUAGGGCUAAAGGUUACAGCGAUACUGUGCGCGCAAUCGAGAGUCGCAUCUGCUUGUUCUCUGGCUGGAUGCGUGAACUUUAUGGCCCCAGCUUUCUUGAAUUAUGUUCUCCUGAUCAGCUUCUUUCAAGAAAAGUAUGGGUUGUUAUCGUACCAACUGAUUCUCGAAACCCUUUGAAGUUGGAGUUAUUUGUGUAUGCUAGUCUUCAGGAUGCACAACCCAUGAUGGAGAUUCCUUUGUGGAAAGCAAACUUGGAGGAGCUUGGAUCAGAUCAGUCUGAUGCUUCAGUGAUGAUUGUUUGUAACUUAUCAAAGCUCAAGAAGCAGAGAAAAAGGGGAUACAUUUCUCACGCUAGGCGUUGGGCUCAAGUCGAUAGGCAAAUGCGACUUAAGCUGGCAGCAGCAACCAAGGGCGACAUAAAACAGCUGAACUCGUUUUGUGAGGCGUGUAAAGGAACUCCACAGGUAUGUUUUGCCAUAAUGAUACGACUUAGGAAGUCAAGAUAUUUCCUACUUGUGUGUCUCUCUGACUCAUUUGAUAAUAAUUGGAAAUUUAUACAGCCAAUGAAUCCUCCAAUGUUUAUGAAAACAACUGAAAAUAUCAUUUCCAAUGAGGUUACGCCAUCAGUUCCUCUACCGAGAGCCGUAACGGUGGAAGCAGGAGACGAUUCUGUUCACUAUCCAUCAUUCUCGUGUGCAGACUAUGAGAGUAAAGGAAGUAGUGGAGGAUCUGGAGUGUGUGUGAUUUGUGAGGAUGCGUCAUCGGAAGCAGCAUGUGUGCCAUGCGGACAUGUCGCUGGAUGCGUUUCUUGCUUGAAAGAGAUCAGAAACAAGAAAUGUCCUAUAUGUCGUGCCAGCAUUGAUCAGGUCAUUAAGUUAUAUCAUGUUUGAACAGAAAAAAAAA
Brassica oleracea var. oleracea is the source of this 1105-nucleotide messenger RNA. Its product is annotated as putative E3 ubiquitin-protein ligase XBAT34. NCBI's taxonomy places the organism in Eukaryota, Viridiplantae, Streptophyta, Magnoliopsida, Brassicales, Brassicaceae. The coding region runs from base 16 to 1092 and encodes 358 amino acids. The record is from RefSeq and is a predicted model, not a curated record. The transcript has 6 exons.